This is a messenger RNA of Cyprinodon variegatus (sheepshead minnow), 4036 nucleotides long. It is a transcript of the gene ehmt2, whose product is annotated as euchromatic histone-lysine N-methyltransferase 2. Gene Ontology annotation, cellular component: nucleus. The transcript is spliced from 28 exons. Gene Ontology annotation, molecular function: histone methyltransferase activity; zinc ion binding; p53 binding. Bases 28 to 3549 code for a protein of 1173 amino acids. NCBI's taxonomy places the organism in Eukaryota, Metazoa, Chordata, Actinopteri, Cyprinodontiformes, Cyprinodontidae. The record is from RefSeq and is a predicted model, not a curated record.
AACAACCGUUUACGUUCACUGCGAAACAUGUCGGCUCCCCAGAAAACGACAAAGGAGGGCCUAGACCAAGAUGACACAGCAACACAGACUGAACCAUUAGCCGGUCCCAGUGAAGUUAAAGAAGAGGAUCCUGCAGCUCUCACCUCUUCUGCUACCAUGGUAGAACCAAUGGGUGGCAUACUAUCCUCACUGAAGUCGAGGCCUCCAGAGAAAGACAAAUCUGACUCUGCUGAGGAUUGUGACAUGUGGUCGCCUCCUUCUUCACCAGUGAACAAACCCACUGCAGGUCACGCAGCAAAGUCCAUUUCCUCCAUGUCUCCUUGUCCUUACACGUCCUCACCACUGUCGCCCGGCAGAGCAAAGAUGAGCGUUUCUGGGCCGUCUACCAGUAAAUCCAACCUCCCCUCUGCCCCUUCAACCUCCUCCUCCCCCUCCCUCUCAGCCUCUUCAACUCCCUCCGUCUCCCCAGGACCACACAAAAUCCACAGAGCCCGGAAGACCAUGACCAGGCCCGCAUCGAGUCAGAUCGGCCAUGUUGAUACUCUUGCCGCUUCCAGGACUCCUUCAGGAUCUUGCGUCUCCUCUGACUCUGAAACUGCUGCAAAAAAGAGGAAACUAUCCGAGACUACUGCUGGAGGAGGUGAAAAAAUGGCAAACAAGACUCAGACUCUGGAUGAGAAGUUAUCUCCUAAAAAACUGGAGUCUGUUUCGAAUGCGUCUUUGAAGAGCAGGAACUCCUCUGACAAAUCGGCUGAUGAUGGAGGCCAUUUGUCAUCUCUAGAUUCUGAAAAGUCGGACAAUAAAGGUGAAGAGAGGCAGCAGACUGAGGAUACAGAAGAUCAGAGUUUGGAGCCUGAAAGAAGGUCUCCUGGACCGCUGUCCGAUCACGACAAGAACACGGCCACAGUUGAUGUGGUAGAAACAGAGGAGGAAAGAUCUGGUGAAUACACAGAAGUUCCUUUGGGGGCUUUGGACAUUGCUGCUGCAGACAGUCUGACUCUGUCUCCUCCUGCUGAGGGAAGCGAAGCAGGCGACAUGGAGCGCCUGGAGGAGCUUCCUCUGUGCAGCUGCAGAAUGGAGGCUCCUCGGGUGGACAGCACCAGUCAGCGGGUCAGCAGGCAGUGUAUGGCCACAGAAAGCCUCAACGGAGAGCUCCGGGCUUGCAGCAACUGGACCAUGAAAGCGGAGACGAUGCGACCAUCCAGUCGGAUCCCCCUCAUGGUGCUCUGUGACGUCCAUCGCUCUCACAUGGUCAAACAUCACUGUUGUCCUGGCUGUGGAUACUUCUGCAUAGCAGGCACAUUCCUGGAAUGCUGCCCAGACCAGCGGAUCGCUCACCGCUUCCACCGCGGCUGUGUGACCGUACUGAGCGGGGGGCGCAGCAAAGCCAAUGGCGGUGGGAUGCUUUUCUGUCCACACUGUGGGGAAGACGCUUCAGAAGCCCAGGAGAUCACCAUCCCCUCCUCUGCCUCUACCUCCGCAACCACUGUUGUCACCAUGUCGGCCUCCUCCACAACCACGCCCUCCCUUCCCCCAUCUGCCCCGACAGGCCCCUCUCUCACUGCCUCAACAGGAGGGAUGAAGGAUGGGAAGAUGCCUGAAAGACCUGUCAGUGCCAGAAUGCGAAGCCACGGUUUAGUAACUCCGACCGUGGAACAACAGCCUCCCCAGCCGGUGCCCUCGGCUACAACUGUGCCUGCUGUUCCUCCAGCAGAGGAAGGGGUGGACAGCGUUGGACCGUCUCUCUGCAUGCCCAAUGGGAAAUCAGUCAGCCCAAGUGCACUACCACCCGGGCCCAGCAGAGCGGCGCUGCAGAAAGCCAUUCUUACACAGGAAACGGAAAGGAGGAAGAAACUGAGGUUCCACCCACGACAGCUGUAUCCUGCUGCCAAGCAAGGAGAGGUCCAGCGAGUGCUGCUGAUGCUGAUGGAGGGUAUCGAUCCAACAUACCAGUCGGAGUCUCAGAACCGCCGCUCAGCUCUUCAUGCUGCAGCUCAGAGAGGCCUGCUGGAGGUCUGCUAUAUGCUAAUACAGGCUGGAGCUCAGGUGGAUGCCAAAGACAAAGAUCUGAGGACCCCUCUGUUGGAGGCUGUGAUCAAUAAUCAUGUUGAUGUGGCUCGCUACCUGAUCCAGAAUGGAGCCUGCGUUUAUCAUGUUGAGGAGGAUGGAUAUACUGGUCUCCAUCAUGCUGCCAAACUGGGAAACCUGGAAAUUGUUAACAUGCUUCUGGAGACCGGCCAGGUUGACGUGAAUGCUCAGGACAACGGUGGAUGGACGCCAAUCAUCUGGGCUGCAGAGCAUAAGCAUGUUGAAGUGAUUAAAUCGCUGCUGAACAGAGGCGCUGACGUCUCCAUUAAAGACAAGGAGCUGAAUGUUUGUCUCCACUGGGCGGCGUAUGCUGGAAACAUAGACAUAGCAGAACUGGUGUUGAACGCCGGUUGCUCCCUCUCAUCGGUCAAUGUGCACGGAGACACCCCGCUCCACAUCGCCGCCAGAGAAGGAUACUUGGAAUGUGUAACAUUGUUUUUAUCGAGAGGUGCAGAUAUCGACAUCAUGAACAGGGAGGGGGACACGCCUCUAAGCCUGGCACGGCCUGACACACCUGUCUGGGUUUCACUACAGAUCAACAGGAAGCUGAGAAGAGGAAUCGCCAACCGCCUGAUUCGGACAGAGCGAAUCAUCUGCAGCGAUGUCGCACAGGGCUACGAAAACAUUCCAAUUCCCUGCGUUAACGCAGUGGACGACGAAGGCUGUCCUUCGGACUAUAAGUAUGUUUCGGAAAACUGUGAGACUUCAGCAAUGAACAUAGACCGAAACAUCACACACCUGCAGCACUGUAGCUGCACUGAUGACUGCUCCUCCAGCAACUGCCUCUGUGGGCAGCUGAGCAUCCGCUGCUGGUAUGACAAGGACCAACGGCUGCUGCAGGAGUUCAACAAAAUUGAACCUCCUCUCAUAUUCGAAUGCAACAUGGCGUGUUCGUGUUAUCGAACGUGCAAGAACAGAGUGGUCCAAGCAGGCAUAAAAGUUCGUCUACAGCUCUACAGGACUGAGAAGAUGGGCUGGGGAGUUCGAGCGAUGCAGGACAUCCCCCAGGGAAGCUUCAUCUGCGAAUAUGUCGGAGAGCUGAUCUCUGAUGCUGAAGCUGAUGUUCGCGAAGAUGAUUCCUACUUGUUUGACCUCGACAACAAGGAUGGGGAGGUGUACUGUAUAGACGCACGUUACUAUGGCAACAUCAGCCGCUUCAUCAACCACCUGUGUGACCCAAACCUCAUCCCAGUGCGAGUGUUCAUGCUGCAUCAAGAUCUGCGUUUCCCCCGCAUCGCCUUUUUCAGCUCCAGAGACAUCCUGAGUGGACAGGAACUUGGGUUUGACUACGGUGACCGUUUUUGGGACAUAAAGAGCAAGUAUUUUACCUGCCAGUGUGGAUCAGAGAAGUGUAAGCACUCUGCUGAGGCCAUCGCUUUGGAGCAGAACAGGCUGUCUCGGAUGGAGGCCUGUUCAGAGUCGGGAGCUGACUGUGGGAUGACCAUGAUGGGAAACUCCUAAAACACUUGAACCACAGGGCCUUCCGAUUAAACCCCAAUAAGUUUACAGGAACACACAGUGGAUAAAAGAUCUGGGGGUAUCGCCUGCUGCGGUGCUGUUAUGUUUUACUCUUUUCUAAAGCUGUCACUUUAUUAAAUUCACUGUUGCAGAAUUUAUUGUAAAGGACCAGAUUUAAAACGGUUUUAGAAAAUCUACAAAAUCUCAUUAUCAUGUAUGCAGUCAUUUUAGUGUAAUAGAAAAUGCUUUCUGAAACAUUUUGCUGGAGGCCUUCAUUACACAGUUACAUAUUUUAGAUUUUUUUUAUUUGUUAUUUUUUUGUAAAGUGUCAACCAGCUCAGCAUAUUAUGGAAAAAUUACACAGCAUCAAAAUAAAGGCCUUUCUAACUCAUAAAUCUUUGUAUCAUAUCAGUUGGUUGAUUGGUGCUUGUCGUAGUUGUCUUUUAUUUUUAUAAAUGUUUCUUCUGUCACUUCUAGGGAAAUAAAACAA